Molecule: messenger RNA, 777 nt
Organism: Acanthoscelides obtectus
Lineage: Eukaryota; Metazoa; Arthropoda; Insecta; Coleoptera; Chrysomelidae
Source: the annotation of a GenBank genome assembly
AUGGUUUGGGCAUUUAGUAAGGAUGAAGGAUACAAGGCCAGUAAAACUCAUAUAGGAAGCAAGUGUUCAACAGAAAACGGCAAGAGGGCGACCGAAAAAGACGUGGAAAGAUGGAUUGGCGAAAAUACUCAAAAACAGGGGAAUAAAACGACGUACAGGGAAGAAUUAAAAAAAGUUCUAGAUUCUGAGAGGUCCGGUGUAGGCACCGACGAUGUAUACGUUCCACAUCUGUGGUACUUUUCGCGGGACCAGGAAAGUCCAAGAACCUCUGUGUCAAAUAUGGAAGACGACAAUGAAACGCAGAAUUCUGAGACACAUGGAGUUCAGUCCGAAGAUAAUUCGUCUCAACCAGCCACCCCACAUUCAAUUAUAUCUGAACCACUUACACCUCGGCCAAUACCACAAGCAACUUCUAGAGCAGCAAAAAUGCGUAACGAUAAAUGUGAUGAAGUCUUGGAUGUAACUCAGAAACGCUUUACAAUGCCUUCUGAUGUUGACGCCAAGUUUACGCUCAUUGGAAAAGCUUGGGCCUGCAAGUUAAAGGAACUUUCGCAAGUACAAGCAACUCGGAACUCUAAAUCGUUAUUGUACCUUGCAUAUACAACAUCCAUUAUACAAUCAGCAAAUAGUACCGUGUUUACAACCAGGGUCAUCAUAAAAUCAUCAAAUCACGCCAUCUUUGCCGACGCCUCCUUUACAAACAGGACCAUCCUCUCAGCACCAGAUACAAUCAAGUUCACAAACACUUCUGCGAUCUUCUCUUUUUUUUGUCUUUAG